This is a messenger RNA of Scomber japonicus (chub mackerel), 2036 nucleotides long. It is a transcript of the gene prmt2, whose product is annotated as protein arginine methyltransferase 2. The coding region runs from base 126 to 1397 and encodes 423 amino acids. Gene Ontology annotation, biological process: peptidyl-arginine methylation. Gene Ontology annotation, molecular function: protein binding; protein-arginine N-methyltransferase activity. Gene Ontology annotation, cellular component: nucleus. Lineage: Eukaryota; Metazoa; Chordata; Actinopteri; Scombriformes; Scombridae. The record is from RefSeq and is a predicted model, not a curated record. The transcript is spliced from 9 exons.
AAGCCACACCAGUGAUGUUUUUUACCGCUAAUUUCACAGCACUAAACAGGUUUAUUCUUUAUUGACAGACAAACCUGUGGUCCCAUGAAGACGUGUUAAUCACCGGAAACACAACAGAGACAGAUAUGGAGGAGAAAGAGGAUGAGGAGGAUUCAUCUCCUGAAGAGUACUUUGCUCGGUGUAGUUUCACUGGAAGCGACAGUGAUCAGUUGACUUUCAGCAGCGGGGACAGGCUGCUUGUGCAUGUGAAGACCUCCUCAGACUGGUGGUGGGCAGAGCUGCGAGGGGUCAAAGGUUACGCCCCUGCCUCUCACCUGAGGCAGGGUGCAACAAUAGAGGGUGCAACUGAGGAGGAGGAGGACGCCUCCCUGGAGGACCCGUGGCAGGACGAGGAAUACUUCGGCAGUUAUGGGACACUGAGGCUUCACUUGGAGAUGCUGUCAGACAAGAGCCGCACUGAGGCGUACCAGCAGGUUGUUCUCAGCAACAGUGCUUCUCUGAGAAGUAAGGUGGUGAUGGACCUCGGCUGUGGGACUGGCAUCAUAAGCCUGUUCUGUGCUCAGCUGGCACAGCCUUCAGUGGUGUAUGCUGUAGAGGCGAGCUCCAUGGCCGAGUACACCAGACAGCUGGUGAAGCAGAAUGGAUGUGAGGAGGUCGUCACGGUACUGCAGGGGCGAGCUGAGGACAUCGAGCUGCCUGAGCAGGUGGACAUCCUGGUGUCUGAGUGGAUGGGGAACUGCCUACUGUUUGAGUUCAUGGUGGAGUCAGUCCUGCUGGCCAGGGACCGCUGGCUGAGGGAAGGUGGUGUGAUGUGGCCUUCCUCUGCAGCCCUCACCCUGGUACCGUGUCAGGCCAACAGCUAUUUUGCAGAGAAAAUGGCCUUCUGGGAGCAGCCCUAUGGCCUUGACUUCACCCCCCUUCAGCCUUUGGCACAGCAGGAGUUCUUCACCAAGCCCAAGUUCAGCCAUCUCAUUGAGCCCGACGACUGCCUCUCCACCCCCUGCGAUGUCAUCUUCCUGGACAUGUACACUCUGAAAGUCAAAGAUCUGGAGGAAAUUGAGGGUCAGUUUCAGUUUUGCGUGAAGAAGUCUGGUUUUUUCCAUGGAUUCACCGCAUGGUUCACUGUUUCCUUUGAGAGCCUGGGGGAAGAAGGUGCAGCAGUGGAGUUGAACACCGGACCUGAGUCUGAGCCAACACAUUGGAAGCAGACUUUGUUCAUGCUCGACAGGCCAGUCAGUGUGCAUACUGGAGACUCCAUCAGUGGAAGUGUUCUUCUGCGCAGGAACCCUAUUUGGAGGCGCCACAUGACCGUUACCCUGCACUGGAAGAUCAACAGCAGCAAACAGGAAACAGACAACUGCCAGGUCGGAACAAAGAGUUUCCCCAUGUGGAGGUGACAACUUAUCACCAUUUCUGCCAGCAGUGGAUGUCCACAGAAAAUCUCUUGAGUUUAGGGUCAGUAAAGUAUAACUUGUAAACUGCUGCUGGACUGGACUGAAAUGUGACUUUCAUUUGAUAAUGAAAGUAGCAGUCAAAGGAGCCUCAUCUGGUUGGACAUGAAGUUGUACUAUUUUAAGUCUGAUGGCUACAGGUCCAGGUGGUACAGCGCUCCAUGAACUGUGCCAAGAGGAAAUGAGCAGAAGAAGUUGUUAUAUGCUCAUAAUAAACUGUGGAGGAAUACUAACCUGGACUUAAAAGAGGCUUUAUAGACAGACUCCUUAGUCAUCAUUUGUUAACCAAAUUAAAUUGUUUCUGAAAGAUAUUUGUGAUCUCAAGGUGCAAAAAGAAAUGAAUGAAACUAAGUUUUUAUGGCCAUUUUAGUCACUGUGCAUUGUGCUCUAUAAUACUCAUUUCAUUUACAUUGUCAUUUGUAUGAGUGCUACACAUGCCAAAAAGUUUGUAUGGAUAUAAAAAAACAAAACAGAUUAACCAUAAUUAAAAAUGAUAUUACAUGUUUCUCUAUAUUAAAGUGAACAAAGUGCAACUAUGAAAAAAAUGUUAAUUGCCAAAUAUCAAUUAAAAAACAAAUGGAGUGA